Limulus polyphemus (Atlantic horseshoe crab) is the source of this 2793-nucleotide messenger RNA. Its product is annotated as solute carrier family 22 member 5-like. Gene Ontology annotation, biological process: transmembrane transport. The transcript has 9 exons. NCBI's taxonomy places the organism in Eukaryota, Metazoa, Arthropoda, Merostomata, Xiphosura, Limulidae. Gene Ontology annotation, molecular function: transmembrane transporter activity. The record is from RefSeq and is a predicted model, not a curated record. Bases 4 to 1686 code for a protein of 560 amino acids. Gene Ontology annotation, cellular component: membrane.
AUCAUGGCUUCAGAAGAGGCUCUAAGACAAGCUGGAGAAUUUGGACGUUUUCAGUACCUCAUCGUGGCAUUUUUAGGCCUAGUUACAGCACCGUUCAUAGCUUUGGUCGUUUUUGGCCACAUAUUUACCUUAUUGGAACCCCCUCACUGGUGUCACGUUCCACAACUAGAUGCUUUGAAUCUGACAGUUGAACAGAAAAAAACUCUGUCCAUCCCUAAAACUGAGCUUGACGGAAUUAUCCAGUUCAGCAAAUGUCAAGCCUAUGAAGUCAAUUUCACUCAUAUCUUCCUCGAUCACAAUGGUUCUGUGCCUAAGCCUGCCCAAUGGUGGCCUGUUGCAGACUGUAAGCAUGGCUGGGACUAUGAUUACAGUCUAAUAUAUCCCACUGUUGUUUCUGAGAUGAAUUGGGUAUGUGAAGAGAGCUGGAAAAUGUUAAUGUGUCACACCGUUUUUUGGGCUACAAGUGCUGUUGGCGUUAUCGUAUGGGGAACCAUUAGUGAUAUGUAUGGAAGAAUUCCAGUCUUGGUUAUUACAAGUGGGAUUGCAGGGGGUGCUGGGAUUGCUACAAUGUUUUUCACAGAAUUCAUUCCUUUCCUCAUCAUACGUUCAGUAAUGGGAUUUGUCUUUCUUUCCUUAAGCAUUACAUCAUUUGUUCUAGUUAUUGAAUACGUUGUAACCUCGAAAAGACUGACCGCCUCGAGUGUCUUCCAGUUUAUGUAUCCUGUUGCAGCUAGCGUAAUUCCUUGGGUGGCAUACUACCUUAAAAGUUGGCGGAAACUAUCUUUGAUUGUAUCAGUUCCCGCUUUUACUAUUCCUGUUUUUUGUUGGUUUAUGCCAGAAUCUUUAAGGUGGUUGGUUAGUAAAGGGAAAGACGAAAAGGCUAAAGUCAUUAUUGCAAGAAUUGCUCAUAUUAAUGGAAAACAUCUGCCAGAAAAUUACAUAGAAACUUUGAAGCUAAUUGAUAUAUCUGAUGUUAACAAGAAAAAGAUUACUAUCAUGGAUCUUUUGAAAACUUCAAAUUUACGGAAGAAUUUUCUACUAACCCUUGUUGUCUGGAUCAUUUGCUCAACUUUGUACGUCGGUGGUCAGAUGUACGCUGCCACCGUGAUGGACAAUCCUUUCAUCAUGACGUCCAUUACUUGUUUCGUUGACGUUCUCGCGACAGGCAUAUCAGUACCCCUAGCGGACAAGUGGGGACGUCGACCCAGCAUGGUAGCAAUGUUUGGAAUGUCGUCCAUUGCAUAUUUUAUGAUUUCUUUCGUAUCGUCCGGAAAUACGCUUGUUAUUGCAAUUGUCGCAUUUAUUGGCCGACUUGCUCUCACCACGGGAUACAAUGCUGCUUAUCUUCAUGCUGCCGAAGUCUAUCCGACAGUUGCCCGAACUCAGGCAAUGGCCGCCAGACAAACAUUUGGAUCGAUUGGUGCUUUCCUAGCUCCGCAGAUAACUUAUUUGGCUAUUUAUGGGAAGUACUUGCCUCUAGUGGUAUAUUCGUCGCUGGCUUCUGCAAAUGUAUUUUUUACGUUCAUGUUACCAGAGACACUCAACAAAGACUUACCCGAAAGUCUCGUCGAUGGGGAAAACUUCGGUCGGAACCAGAAUUUGUGCUGUAGAAAACUUAAGAAGCGGAAUGUUCUGCCAUUAAAUUUCACUCAAGUUACCAUAAUUGAAGAUGAUACAAACAAAUGAUGGGUUCAUAAGGGUGCAAAAAUCUGUGAUGUUUGUUUUUUUACUAUAAACAGAAAAUUUUGUACUGAUUUCAUUUUAUAAAUUCCUUGAAUUAUGAAGAAAUUUGAGAACGUUCAAUAUGAAAGAUUUUUUUUAGAUUGAACUUAUUAGAUAUUGAAAAAUCUGAUCUUGUUCGGUGCAACGUUGUAGACAGUUGUUACGACUAUUUAAUCAAAUAUAUAGCGGUAUAUCACGAUUUUACAAAACUAUACUUUGCCACACUUAAGUUCUGUUGUUUCUUAUAAACACGACUCUUACCUCCCAGUGGUACAGCGGUAUGUCUGCGGACAUACAACGCUAGAAACCUGGUUUCGAUACCCGUGGUAGGCAGAGCACAGAUAGCCCAUUGUGUAGCUUUGUGCAUAACUACAAAUAAACACAACGCUUUUCAAACCUAAUUUAUCAAUCAGCAGAAACGUACGUAUCUUCCAUAAGAACUCGUUAUUAAACAUUUCCCGCAACAUCAUUUUUAUAUCGAAACGUAUUUACUUUUUGUAUGUUUAUAACAAUAUUUAAUUGAAACUAGUAUAUAUAUAUAUAUAUCCAAUAAUGUUAAACUAAAGGCAUUCGUUGAGUGUAUACAAACAUUUAGCUUUUCCAUCAGCUACACUUAUAUAUCUACUAUAUAAUAUAUAACACAUUCACGACUUGCACUUUAUAAAACAGCUGGAAGAACGCCGUUGUUGAAAGUAUGUGUAUUAUAUGCAUACAUACGAAACCCAAUACUGUGACUGUCGUGUGAUUAUACAUUUUAAUCAGAUAGUUUCCUUUCGUUUGUAUGUAGACUAGUUAUAUGGAAGUAAUGGCCAAAUCGGCUGGUUUUAAUAGUUUAUAAAGUUUAUCUGAAAAUAUGUGUGUUUUAUGACCAUACUUAAGGGAAAUGUUUCUAUUUCUCAGUGAUAGUUAAUCUAUGAUUAUUUGGUGUAUUUAAUUUUUAGCCCUUUAUAGCUGUUUAAUGUUCUUUACAACAAACAAUCUUGUAUAUGUGCUCUUAAAAAUACAGUACCUACCAAUAAUGUCAAAUUUUGAUGAAAUAAAAAUAAUAUAAAGAUUUAUUAAUGAACUUGU